Messenger RNA from Symbiodinium natans, 795 nucleotides. The record is from the annotation of a GenBank genome assembly. Lineage: Eukaryota; Dinophyceae; Suessiales; Symbiodiniaceae.
AUGGCGAGAAAGACCCGACAGGCUGGCGAUUCGGCCAGCGAUGGUUUCUUCGGCCCGAAGCGCUGGAGUGGUCGAACCCUGGCCAUUGCCGGUGCUUGGCUAGCCUUGCUGGCUUAUUCAAUACUUCUGGCGCCCGGGAAGGGUCCCGAUGAACGGGUGGCCGAUCAGGCGCUCAUACAGCAGCUUUUCUCCACGCCCUUCGACGGCUCGGUGGACCCACUCUUUUGCUGCAUCUUCAACAUGCUAGGCAUUUGGCCUGUGAUCUACGCUGCCACGUUGCUACCGGGAUCCGACCGUCAGUCGCCGGUGCCGGCUUUCCCGUUCGUGGCUGGUUCCUUCUUCCUGGGUGCCUUUGCACUCAGCCCUUACUUGGCGCUGCGCGAGCACAGGGCUGUCGCAGGUGCAUCGGGAGAACUCGAUUGGGUCACGGCGAAUAUCCUGGAGAAUCGGCUAACGGCCGUGGUCCUCCUUGCGUUUGCCACCUAUUUGGCACUUUUUGCGGUGGGAAAUGGAGUCAUCGGUGGCUUCUCACCUACGGAAGCAUUGGCUGGCUUCGCCCCGGUUUUCGGCAGUAGUCUGACUGCCCACGUGUCCAGCCUGGACUUCAUGGUGCUUUGGAUGUUCUUCGGGCCCGUGCUGUUGGAAGAUGGGCGCCGGCGAGGCGUCUUCCUUGGCAGCCCUGACUCAUGGAGCACAGGGAGCAAGGCCCAGUUUGCGCUUUCAGCCCUGCUGCCGGUUUUCGGUGGCCUGGCCUGGCUGCUGAGCCGCCCACCGCUACCAAGUCAGCGGGCCUGA